AAAGAUCCUGAAAAGAAAAACCCUCACAGGGCUGUUUUGUAUCUCCAUACGCACCAGACUAAAAGUGAGAAGGACACAAAUGCACAUGUGGGGGCUUUGAAGGAACUUAUAGAGCAGCAGCCAUGUUUAGCGGAGACUAGUCAAGGAAAGGUUGCAUGGAAAGGAGAUGCACUUAGUAAAAUAUUAGGAGAAGAAAAGCCUGGCCACGUGCAUGGCUUGGGACUUGUUCCAAAUCCUAAUCAAGUGUUUGGCGCAUCUCCUUCAAAGCGCCUUAAGAGUGUAAAUUUGACUUCACUAGAUGAAACAUCAAGUGAAGAUGUAGUAUCUUUGAGACUUGAAAUGGAGAAGCUUGGGCAGCGUGUCCGGAAUCAAGAUGCCAAUAUACUACAGCUGCAAAAACAUAUCCAACAGGGAUGUUUAGUUGAUCCUGUCUAUGCACCUAAAGAUGGCUAUUGUGCUGAUGUGCCAAAUACGAAACGAAAGCGAGUAUAUAGUGACCCUCAAAAUCAAGAUUCUAGCAUGGAUGGACAGCGAGUAUAUAGUGACCAUCAAAAUUUCCAGGAUUUCAGCAUGGAUGAACCACUGAAUGAUACAAUGAAUGGGCAUGCUGACAAUGUGGAGGAUGAUGAUCUGCAGCCAGAUUACGAAUACCUUAGUCAUGUACAGAAGAGGCAAAAUCUUAUGAUGCAGAGAAAAAUAGAUGUUCUUAGCUCAAAGAAACAGAAGGUGGCUGAGCACUCAUAUGGAACCACAAAUUCGGACUCAUCUACCCCAGCCACAAUAAAUAUUAGCUUACAGAUGGAGCAAGAUGAUUAUGUGGAGAAUGAGGAUCUGCCAGCACAUUACAGAGAUAAUUGUAGUAGCGAUAAGGUUGUCUCAAAGGAAACAUAUGCUACUCCCUCAAUUUUUGAAGCAUCUCAGUACCAACUGAACAAGAUCUCAAAAAGGCCUAGUGCAUCGGUACCUGCUAGUGUAUAAGACACAUCGCUUAAAACUUCAUUUUAUCCUUUUCUUAAUUGUUCUUACAACUGGAGUCUAAGAAUCCCCAUAUAUACUUUUGUAGAAGAAUCAUCGUGGUACAGCAAGUUUGUCAACUGGCAAUACAAUGAAGGUUGGCACCAAAGUAUACUUGCAGAGAUGGAAAAAUCGAAACAAGACUGUCGCAAUGGGUAAACUAGUGAGUUGUGAUCCAAAACAGAAACUUGAUGGUGUUCAGCUAGGCAAAGAAUUUUGGAUGGUUUCUGUUAGUUUUGUAAUGGUAGAAGAUGAACCAUUGAUACGACCAUACAAAAACUACAAGGUUCUUAGAGAUGUAGAAGGAGGAGCCCAUGUUGCAUGGCCUUCAACUUUUAUCGAGAAGAUAGAUAUAUGAUCACAGCAGAGGAACACUUGACUGAGCUAAAGGAAGGAGAAAGGAGGACAACUAGCAUGCUAAGAGGGAUCUUUUAUAUGUUUCAUAUUUGCUCACAUAGUAACAUGUGCUCUGUACAAAAAAAUGUGUCAUGAAUUUGGAUGGUACUU
Molecule: messenger RNA, 1521 nt
Organism: Panicum virgatum (switchgrass)
Lineage: Eukaryota; Viridiplantae; Streptophyta; Magnoliopsida; Poales; Poaceae
Exons: 12
Coding region: 340-978 (212 amino acids)
Source: RefSeq, a predicted model, not a curated record